Messenger RNA from Osmerus eperlanus (European smelt), 1668 nucleotides. RefSeq names its product zinc finger, CCHC domain containing 4 (gene zcchc4). Gene Ontology annotation, cellular component: nucleolus; cytoplasm. Lineage: Eukaryota; Metazoa; Chordata; Actinopteri; Osmeriformes; Osmeridae. Gene Ontology annotation, molecular function: zinc ion binding; rRNA (adenine-N6-)-methyltransferase activity; nucleic acid binding. The transcript is spliced from 13 exons. The record is from RefSeq and is a predicted model, not a curated record. The coding region runs from base 107 to 1603 and encodes 498 amino acids. Gene Ontology annotation, biological process: rRNA methylation.
UUCUGUGACGUCAAUUGUCAGCGACCGGCAAAUGACAGAAGCACGUCCUCAUGUCCAGCAUGCGUCUGAUGUUCUGAACAGUUAAAAUAUUUUGGAGAUUUUCAAGAUGGAUGUGCAAUUAAACGGGAAAAAUGAUUACGGGUUUGGAAUAGAAGUAGUUCUUCUAGAAGGGGAUACAAAGGCACCGUCUUGUCCUCAUGGUCCAACGCUGUUGUUUGAAAAAGCCAGCAAAGGAGAGGAGAAAGGCAGAAGGUUCUAUGCUUGUUCAGCUUGCAGGGACCGAAAAGACUGUAACUUUUUUCAGUGGGAAGAUGAAAAGGUAUCGGAGACCAGGCUUUUGGCAAGAGAGUCAGAGAACCAGUCUAAGAAGCCACUUUUCACCCAUAGACAGUACUGUUCCAGGUUCAAGGUGUUCAAAUCCUUGCGCGAGGACCAGAGAAGGCUGUGCCAGGAGUGUGACCUCCUGCUGGUGCCUGAGGAAAGAGGCGCCCACAUCGGCCACAAGGCGCCUGCUGAUGACAUCACAGACGCCCAGCUGCAGAGACCCAGCACGCUACUGCGUCCGCUGGAGAACAAGAAGAGUAACGCCCAGUACCUGUUCACCGACCGCAGCAGCCACUUCCUGUUGGACACCCUGGCUGGCCGGGGCUUCCAGAAGGUGCUCUGUGUGGGCACGCCCAGACUCCAUGAACUUAUAAAACAGAGAAAUCUAGAAGGGAAGAGUAAGCCUAUGAAGAGUCUACUACUGGACAUCGAUUUCAGAUACGCCCAGUUCUACGGCCAGGAUGAAUUCUGCCACUACAACAUGUUCAACCACCACUUCUUUGGUGGAGAGGCGGCCAGGGCCGUGCUGCAGGCGUUCCUCGGCGAGGGCGCGGACGGGGAGCGGGUGGUGAUGGUGUCCGACCCUCCUUUCGGAGGCCUGGUGAAGCCUCUGGCCCACAGCUUCUCCUCCAUCGCCAGCACCUGGCAGAGCCUGCAGACCACGGGGGGCAGCGACAAGGAGAUGCCGACGAUCUGGAUCUUUCCUUACUUCUUUGAGCCCCGCAUCUUAGAAUGCUUCCCGUCCUUCGUCAUGCUGGACUACCAGGUGGACUACGACAACCACCCCCUUUACAAACACGGGAAGACUGGCCGGAAACAGUCCCCUGUCCGGCUGUUCACCAACCUGGCGCCCCGAGACAUCGUCCUGCCUAAGGAGGAGGGAUACAGGUUCUGCGCCAUGUGCCAGAGGUACGUGAGCUCCCAGAACAGGCACUGCUCCCAGUGUAACGUCUGCCCCUCCAAGGACGGCCGGGAGUGGAGACACUGCUCCGAGUGUCAGAAGUGCUUCAAGCCCUCGUGGAGGCACUGCACAUCCUGCGGCCGCUGCGCGCUCCCGGACCACCCUUGUGGGCGGAGCCAGGGAGGGAAGCAGGAGGGCUGCUUCAACUGUGGCAGCCCGGCGCACAAACGCAGGGCGUGCCCGCUCGCAGACGCGCAGAGGAGCCACAAGAGUAAAACCAAGGCUAAGAAAGGCAGCACUAACCAGCGACCUCCCAAACCAAAGAGGAUGUCUGGAGCUGCCCGCAGAGCCCUGAAGAAGACGGCACUGGUCACAUGACCUAACUGUCACGCCACGCAUCUGGAUUCAAGAUUGUUUUCAUGAAUAAAAGUCACAAAGUUCAA